This is a messenger RNA of Coffea arabica (coffee), 838 nucleotides long. RefSeq names its product protein GRAVITROPIC IN THE LIGHT 1-like. Lineage: Eukaryota; Viridiplantae; Streptophyta; Magnoliopsida; Gentianales; Rubiaceae. The record is from RefSeq and is a predicted model, not a curated record. Gene Ontology annotation, biological process: response to red or far red light; negative gravitropism.
AUGCGUUCAGCUCAUUGGGACAUCGCAGCCGCUGUGAGAUCCAUCGAAGCUGCUUCUUUCUCCAGCAAUGCCUCCCCGACUACACCUACCCCCACUACCUUUCCGGACUCCAUAGUAGGAGCCAACCACGCUAAGUACGCUUUAGAAUCCUAUGUUAACCGGAAAAUGUUUCAGGGGUUCGACCGCGAGACCUUUUACAUGGACGGCAACCUCUCCUCAUUGAUCCAUCCCGAUCAGCACCGUCGCGAUUGCUUCACUCAGUACCGCGACAUGAAAGCCAUGGACCCAAUUGAACUGUUAGGGAUACUUCCAACUUGCAGCUUCGGGAACUUCUGUUUCAAGAAGUAUUUGGCAAUUGUUCAUCCCAAAAUGGAGGAGUCGUUAUUCGGGGACUUGGAGCAGCACCGCCUAGUUUUGGCCGGAAACCACCUCAGGGGUCAAUUUUAUGGGGAGUUUUUGGGCCUUGCUAAGGCAGUUUGGCUGCUACAUUUGCUGGCAUUUUCGAUGGACCCACCGUCUAGUCAUUUUGAGGCGACUAAGGGAGCUGAUUUCCAUCCGCAGUAUAUGGACAGUGUGGUGAGGGUUCCUGGUGGUGGACGAACGGGUGGUGGCGUGCCUCAGGUGGUGGGCUUUCCGGUGAGUCUUGGGUUUAAGCUUGGAAGUGGGUCGCUAAUUAAAGCCGGGGUAUACCUUGUUCCCAAGAACAGGUAUUGAAUUUCUACUACUAUUUAACCUAGUUAAAACUUCGAAGACAUGGACGAGGUCGAGCUCUGAGGUGCUUCGGUUAUGGAAGUUUUCUCGGCUAUAGUAGAUUCAAGUCUUCGGUCAGUAGAUUUGU